GCAACCCAGACACUCAAUGCCCGAUUGCUGGACCUGGAAAACACUGUAUCAGGACCAACUGCUGGGGCUUCCAGCAGUGCACCCUCUAGCCGCCAACUGGAGGACCGCGUUGACCACGUAGUGGCAAUGCUCGGCGACAUCAGCACUUUCACUGCGCCGACCACCACCAUCAGCAAUCAACUGCUUACAUUGAAGACCGAGGUCCWGAAGCUGCAGUCGACGAACGUGGACGACAAUCCGAAGAUGUACAAGAUGCCAACUUUCAACCUGGAGAGGUUCGACGACUACACGCAGCAGGAUCCGGUCCUCUGUUGGGAAGCAUUCACAACGCAACUCAGGAUUCUGCGCGUAGCCAAGCAUGCGUACAUCGGCGCCCUGUUCCUGAACUCAAAGGGCGGAUCCCAGACCUGGCUGAGCCACUUGGCAACCUCCCACGGCGUCGACGUACCAGACUUCAAGGACGUAAUCACAUGGGAGGAACUGACACGGCUGUGGAAGAAGCGGUUCAUCGUCGAUGACGCGCCGACACUCGCCAUCAACCGUUUGUUCACCAUGUCACCGGGCAACACAGCAACACGGGACUGGCUCACGGAGUGGCAGAAGAUUGUGGCAUUGCCCAAUCUGAACUUACCAUUCGAGCAUCUACGCCGUGAGUUCUACAAUAGGUCCUGUGCUGUAUUGAGCCAGGCUCUUGGUGAUCGCGAGCAGUAUGCCACCUUCGCCAAGAUUAUCGACAAGGCGCGAGAGAUCAUCAAGACCAACAUGUCAGCUGCACACGAGAAAUCAGCAUGGCAGCCGACCUAUGUGGAGAAGGUACGAACUGGUCCGCGACAGCAGCACUUCGCUGCAGUCCAACAGGACAGUGGAGAUAACCCAGCAGCCACUCCAGCAUCAAGUGACGGAGAUCAGGUGGCUGUUGUCCAGCCGCGAAGCAACAACAAGUCCUGCAACAAUGGGAAGGCGAAAUCCGCAUUGCAGGCCAGAAAUGGACAGCCAAGACAAUUUCCAUGGGUCAAGUUUGGCUUGACCGAGGCGGAGUACAAGCUCGGGAAACUGAGCUCUACGGAAGGUGAGGCGACUCCACCUUUUACUCCGCCAGAUUCGGCCGCCUUGCUAGCGGUCUCCUGCACAUCUGGGGAGGAUGCGAAUGUCGCAAGUCCUCGGUAUACUUACGAGGAUUAUGCUGUCCACUUGGUUCCACCGCUGGACCAACCGCUCCACGUGCAACAGUCCACCGCAUGCACGGUUUCAUCACCAUCGGCAACCGAUUCGGCAGCUUCGCCGCAAUCUAUCGUCGGGGAUUCGACGUCAUGGUCAAGACUUGAAGAGCUCGACCCGUUGACGUUCACGGACCUUCAGUGGAUGUCCGUUCCCUCGACCGGACGAUUGCCGAAACCGCAUUGCAAUGUGCUCAUGGCACAACUGUGGGACUACUUGCACACUGCAGUACUAGCUCCGUUGAUGGACGCCGUAGCAGAGGUUGUUGACCUUCACGUUUACAUCGCGAAGAUCGACGGCGAGUUCAAGACGCAAUGGUACGACGACAUCGACGCACCAUUGCUAUACGUACGCAUUCAGAUCGGAGAGGCGACCUGCAGUGCCUUGAUCGAUUGCGGAGCAUCUCGCAACUACACCAACCAGGACUUCAUGGUGCGCGCCGGCCUUGGCCCACGUGUCCGGAGGAAGUCCCAGCCUACGCAAGUCACGUUGGCAGACGGUCAUACGCAUAAGUCAAUCGACCGGUGCAUUGACGCCGUCCCCGUGUACUUUGCCCCUCACGCAAGUGAGGCGGUGUCCUUUGAUAUUCUGGACACCAAAUUCGACAUGAUCUUGGGCAUGUCAUGGCUGCGAAGUGAGGAUCACCCGGUGAACUUCUUCAACCGCACCGUUCACAUUCGUGAUCGGAAUGGAGUACUAAAUCCAUGGACGGUGCCUCUUCCUCAUCCUUCCAUCAGCUGCCACGUGGUAUCCGCCGCAAGCAUGCGAGCAUCCAUCAUCAAAGAUGACAUCGAGGAGAUGGGGGUAUGUUUUCUCCACGCCCUCCCGACCCGAGACGCUUCAUCGACGGACUCAUCUUCGGAUCCACGCAUCACCGAACUUCUCGACGCUUACAGCGACGUGUUCGAAGGCCCGCACGGAGUAGUACCGGAUCGACCCAUCCGCCACGAGAUCAUCCUCGAGGACGGGGCCGUACCUCCGCGCGGUUGCAUCUACCGAAUGAGCGAGGAAGAGUUAAGUGUGCUUCGGGCACAACUCGACGACCUUCURGAGAAAGGCUGGAUUCGGCCUAGCUCAUCGCCAUACGGUGGUCCUGUUCUCUUCGUCCGGAAGAAGAACAAGGACCUGCGGUUGUGCAUCGAUUAUCGCAAGCUCAACGCGGAGACGAUUAGGAAUGCCGGCCCUCUCCCACGCAUCGAUGACCUUCUCGAGCGAUUGGGCGGCGCUUAGUUCUUCUCUAAGCUGGAUCUCAAGUCAGGGUACCACCAACUCGAGAUUGGCAAGGAGGAUCGCUACAAGACCGCGA
Messenger RNA from Chara braunii, 2524 nucleotides. NCBI's taxonomy places the organism in Eukaryota, Viridiplantae, Streptophyta, Charophyceae, Charales, Characeae. The record is from the annotation of a GenBank genome assembly.